Molecule: messenger RNA, 1944 nt
Organism: Babesia sp. Xinjiang
Lineage: Eukaryota; Apicomplexa; Aconoidasida; Piroplasmida; Babesiidae
Exons: 1
Coding region: 1-1944 (647 amino acids)
Source: RefSeq, a predicted model, not a curated record
AUGGACUGCUCAACAGAGUCGGAGACUGAUACGGUUUCUUCUGGUAUAAUGAAUGACAAUCUGGGCUGCCAUAAUGCGGUCUUAGAUUCUGUUGUCGAAGGCGCACACACAAAAGAAAAUCUAGAAACCGCACGAUUCGUCGAUAUAUUCGUUGACACCGACACCAAAGGAACAUUUGCUGCUAAUGAUACGAAUAAUAUCAGCGCUUCUGACGCGGAUGGCAUAGAGCCAAACAGCAGCGUCAUGCCGACGCCAGUACUGGAUUCCAAGAAGCUCACGUUCUCCGAUAGGGUCUUACACGAGGCUAAGAAACUGAGGCAGCGUCUGAAGCGUACAGUGAGUGCAGAUGCAGAACAGGUAACGCGCGGGGUUGAUAGAACCAAUAUUGCAACCAAUCGCCGUGCUGUUACCGAUAGCCAUCUAUCUCCAUACACCAGCUUGAGUGCCACACAGGCAGCUUCACCUUAUCAUUCUGAACCUACCAGGUACGAGGAUGGACCAUCUGUGCCAACGGGUGGUAGCGCUGGACUGCGCAUGCGCUCGAAUAUCCAAAUAAUGGAAUGGUUCAGGAAUAGAUUUAAUGCUAUAGACUCUGCAUAUGCUGAACGUGCAAUUGCGCUAGGGGAGUUGGAAAGAUGCACCAUAUCCGUCAACAAUCGCACGGAGCCAACUCAGGCUCCUUCAACGGAUAUAUUGGAGGAAUUGGAACGACUUAAACAAGAAAACGAUCGCCUCAAUCUCGUCGAAGAGACGCAGUCGCAGCUUAAACAGCAACUGUCUGAAGCACUGGCAAAUGUAGAGGAACUAGAAAACUCUCUAACAAUUGAACGUAAACACAACGAAGAAAAUCUCAAGGAUAAAAUGUUGCUCCAACAACGAAUCGCAAAUUACGCAGAUGAAAAUAAAAGUCUUAACGAAUCGAUAGAUAUACUCAAAAAUAUGCACAGUAGCGAAGUGGAGGAACACGAAAAGAGGAAAGCAGAACUUCUCGCGAAGGUUGCUCAAUUACAAAUGGAUAUAACGCACAUUAACGACAACUUGUUCUCUUGUUACAAAGUAGUAGAAGCGCAGAAGACGGAACAUGCCUAUCUCAAAAGGGAAAACGAUGAGCUUAAAGAGGAACUUAAAAGGCUCAGACGUGACCUCAGACAAAUGUACGAAACUAACUCCAGCUUGAAAUCGCAAAAUCUAUCGCUUAUUGAAAUCAACAGUAGAAUCAGGACAAAGACUUUGUUUAAAACUGAUACCGCUGAAACAUGCAGUACGCGGGUAUCAUCCGUUUCAAAGACCCCCGGCGUGGCCAGGGAUGAUUUUGCCUUCUUCCAUGUUUUCAACGACACGCCGUCAGCCGUACGCGAGUGUCCCAAUAUGGACUCGGGCGGAAAAGAUGCGGAUAAAAAUGAACUCAAUAGUGCACAUAACAUUGAUACCAUGCGCAGCGUGGAUACAUUUGCCUCGAGCAGUAGCGUGAUCAAACGCACAGUUACAGACGAAUACGGGCCCAAUAGGAUAUACAACCCUAAAAAUAUUUUCGGUGAUGAAGAAACUCAAUCUUUUAAAGUGAAUGGAGAAGGCAUGGGGACGGCGUUUGUUGAACACAGCGAUACGCCAGAAGGUGCCAAUCAACACGACGAUAUGAGUUGUACGGUCGCCUACAACAACACAGAACGAUAUGUAAGUAGCGAUGCAAGCUCCAGGGGCACCUAUAGGGUAGACCAUUCGACCGUUUACAGCGCAGGCAAUUCCACGCCCUAUUGCGUUGAAUCGCUCGACGGCAGGAGCUUGACCAUUGAUGCCUUAUCAGAAGGGUCUAUCACAGUUAAAAACAAGAGCUGGCUGAUCGAAAGGGUGUCAAGGGUAUCAAACAGAGAUUCACUCGAUUAUCUCAGGGAGAAGAUAAAAUUAAUUACGAGUCAGGAAUGCAGGGACAUCGGUAUGGUGUGA